AUGCGUUGUUGUGUAAGUCGGUGGAUGAGUUGUUGCAAAGAGGAAGAGAUGAAGUCAAGGUUGAUGAUCUCAAAGGAAUUGAAAAUAAGACAGCUAAGAAGAGCUUCUGCAUUAAAUGACUCACAAGUUGCUGAGAUUCUAAAUGAAAUUUCACGAAGAAUUGUGAGAGACAAAGGUCCUAUUGUAAUGAAUAAAUCAGGUUAUACUGAAAAGGGUUUCAAGAGAAAACUAGCUGUUCAAGCUCUUUUUGGAAAGGUCUUCUAUCUAUCUGAGCUGCCUGAGUUCUGUUCAAGAGAUAGCUCCUUAGUUGUUAAGGAAAUCUUCGGAGUAACAGAUGAAGAUGCAGAUCAACUCAGAUUACACACAACUUCAGAAGCCGGCAACCUAGAUUCUCUUGAGAAGAUGGUUGAUAGUUCAGAUUCAGAAGAUUCUAGUGAGGUUUAA
This is a messenger RNA of Vicia faba (fava bean), 444 nucleotides long. The record is from the annotation of a GenBank genome assembly. Lineage: Eukaryota; Viridiplantae; Streptophyta; Magnoliopsida; Fabales; Fabaceae.